UCUCCCCUGUGGAGGCCAGAGCCCGUUUCACGCUACGCCUGCAGAACACGUGCCACCGCGAUGGACGCGCCUCGGCACCAGCACCCGCUAUCCACAUCGACACCAUCGGCUAGCUGUCGACAACAACACCAACCAUGGACACGGCGGAACAACUGGACUCGGACAUCAGCGACCUGCACACCCGCAUCGCCACACUCCAUGCACACCGUGCAAACCUCGCCUCAGUCCUCCUCUCGCAACCCCACCUUGCAGCGCGUCUCGCCCACGGUAGCAGCUCCGACCAACUCCCAAAGCGCGUUAUAGAACAACAAUCAAGACGCAAUAUCGAGAACAUAUACCGCGCCUGCGCCGGCGUGACAGCGUACAAAGUCAAGGACCCCGACCCCCACGCAGUAAACAAUGGAAAUGUGCUUGGUGUCAGCAUCGACGUCUCCAUCAGCGGGAAAUUCGUCGAGACGUACCAUGUUUUGUUUACCUUUCAGCAGAGCGACGGCGCAAAAGUGUUGAAGAUACACCGUCAUACUGUCCCGACAUGCAUCCCUCUACAGCAGCUGGCGCACAAGUGGAUACCGGUGGGCUCAAAAGAUGCAGAAAGCAUCAAGGAACCAGAGCAGGAUCUGGUGCGAUUUGGACGGUCGCUGAGGAAAGAGCUCGUCAGCUGGCAUAUGCGGACUCGGGCAGUCGAAGUUCUGAGGAAAGAAGCAGGCCUCCCAGACGCCAAGCCAUCCAAAGACAACGGACAUGCAAGCUUCACAUCCACGGGGAACAUUCUCAAUGCUUUCGUGAGCGACGACGAUAACUCGGAUGCUGAGGAAGAUGUGACUGCUGACGCAUCUCUACGCAUCACCGAUCUUGAAUCCGAUGCAGCGGUCAGACAGAUCACUGUCACCUGGUCCGAUGGCCGGACAGGAGUCAUGGGCAUCACAAAGGAUGGAAGGGUUGACAAAGCUAUCUGUAGAACGAGGGGGGGAGGACGGGAUGCUGCUCUAAGCAGAAAGGCGAUUGGACCUAUCAGAGGCCUGGUAAGGAGAUCGAUGACACAGUAAGAAAUCUGAGGGCUUGAAAGCAAAGAGAUGAGGUGACGAAGCUGUACAAGAAGCGCAGGUGUACACCCAGAUAUGUGGGGGAUGGGCUCUUCGUGGAGGCGUUGGUGGACUAUCAUGAUACCCAUAUUUUGUAACUUUUGAGGGUCGAAAUAGGACUGAGCAGGAUUCGUGAAUCUUGUGUAGCCUGCAGCGACACCGUCUUCACUCAUGAGGUUCUCGAUUCCAAUGUUCGGUCAGCAAAAAGAUUGUUAGUUGUGCGAGCUGAACUACAGCUUUUGAGUUACAUGCCGUGUAUGACUCGAGUCACUGGAACGGGGUCAGAUAGCAGUCCGAUGACGGCAUUCAAGGUUUGAUAUGCACGACCGAUGCACGACACCACGUGCGAUAACGCCCUUAGAUCAAGCCACCCGUUAGGAUGGCAUGCAGGUACAAGGGAGGACGACUCAAGACUUUGAUGUACUCUUUCUUUCCCUCGGC
This is a messenger RNA of Dothidotthia symphoricarpi CBS 119687, 1523 nucleotides long. RefSeq lists its product as uncharacterized. The coding region runs from base 135 to 1046 and encodes 303 amino acids. Gene Ontology annotation, cellular component: kinetochore; Mis6-Sim4 complex. The record is from RefSeq and is a predicted model, not a curated record. NCBI's taxonomy places the organism in Eukaryota, Fungi, Ascomycota, Dothideomycetes, Pleosporales, Dothidotthiaceae. The transcript has a single exon.